AUGAGGAUGUCCUUGGUUGGGGCAACCAUUGGAGACUACCUGGAUGUCCAUGGACUAUGCAUAAUUGGUCCUGUUCCUCAUUGCAUAUGGCACUCUGGAGAGUUAGCCCCAUUUUUCACGACUGGUAGAGCUCAGGAGAAUUUUGCAGCACUUGGGAGAGUGGACCCUGAACUUUGUCUGGAUAACACAUCAGAGUUGAUCAUAGAAGUGGAGGUACAGAGCAUCAGGGCAUCUGGCCUCAUCCUGUUGGAAACAAUACUCUUUGGUUCUCUGCUCCUAUACUUUCCGGUCGUUAUUCUGUACUUUGAGCCAAGUACAUUCCGUUGUAUUCUCCUAAGGUGGGUCCGUCUUCUCGGUUUUGCGACUGUUUAUGGAACUGUGACCCUCAAGCUUCACAGGGUUUUGAAAGUGUUCCUUUCACGAACAGCACAAAGAAUCCCAUACAUGACUGGCGGUCGGGUCAUGAGGAUGCUGGCAGUAAUAAUCUUGGUAGUGUUUUGGUUUCUUGUUGGCUGGACUUCUUCUAUGUGCCAGAACUUGGAGCGGGAUAUCUUGCUUGUUGGCAAAGGGCAAACAUCUGAUCACCUCACCUUCAAUAUGUGCCUCAUUGAGCGCUGGGAUUACAUGACAGCAGUCGCUGAAUUUUUAUUCCUCUUGUGGGGCAUUUAUCUCUGCUAUGCAGUGCGGACUGUCCCUUCAGCAUUUCAUGAGCCACGCUACAUGGCUGUUGCAGUUCACAAUGAGCUCAUUAUCACAGCUAUAUUCCACACAAUUAGAUUUGUGCUCGCCUCAAGACUUCAGCCCGACUGGAUGCUGAUGCUGUAUUUUGCACACACUCACUUGACUGUGACAGUCACCAUUGGGCUGCUUCUGAUUCCAAAGUUUUCACAUUCAAGCAAUAACCCCCGUGAUGACAUUGCCACCGAAGCAUAUGAAGAUGAGCUGGACAUGGGUCGUUCUGGAUCCUACCUGAACAGCAGCAUCAAUUCAGCCUGGAGUGAGCACAGCCUAGAUCCAGAAGACAUUCGGGAUGAACUGAAAAAACUCUAUGCCCAGUUAGAAAUAUACAAGCGUAAGAAGAUGAUCACAAACAACCCCCACCUUCAGAAAAAGCGGUGCUCCAAGAAGGGCUUAGGCCGGUCCAUUAUGAGGCGCAUCACUGAGAUCCCAGAGACGGUCAGCAGGCAGUGCUCCAAAGAGGACAAGGAGGGCACAGACCACAGUGCGGCCAAGGGGACUGGCCUCGUCCGGAAGAAUCCUACCGAGUCCUCAGGGAACACAGGGAGACCCAAGGAGGAGUCUCUGAAAAACCGAGUCUUCUCUCUCAAGAAAUCCCACAGCACGUAUGACCAUGUGAGAGACCAAACUGAAGAAUCCAGCAGCGUGCCCACGGAGAGCCAGGAAGAGGAGGCCACUGAAAAUUCAACCUUGGAGUCGCUGUCAAGUAAAAAACUGACACAAAAGCUCAAAGAAGAUAGUGAGGCUGAGUCCACAGAGUCAGUGCCGUUGGUCUGCAAGUCAGCCAGUGCUCACAACCUCAGCUCCGAGAAGAAGCCUGGGCACCCACGUACGUCUAUGUUACAGAAGUCGCUCAGUGUCAUUGCAAGUGCCAAGGAGAAGACACUCGGGCUGGCUGGCAAAACCCAGACUUUAGUUAUGGAAGACCGAGCUAAGUCCCAGAAACCAAAAGAUAGAGAGACAAACAGGAAGUACUCAAAUUCAGAUAACACAGAGUCUAAAGAUUCUACCUUCCCAAACUCCAAUCACACGGAGGAGCUAAGAAAGCCCCAGAAAUCUGGGAUUAUGAAACAGCAGAGGGUCAGCCUCCCCACUGCCAAUCCUGACGUGAGUUCCGGCCCCACCCAGAUAAAGGACAAUUUUGAUAUUGGAGAAGUUUGCCCUUGGGAGGUUUAUGACCUGACCCCUGGUCCUGUGCCUUCAGAACCAAAAACUCAAAAACACGUAUCAAUUGCAGCUUCUGAAGUGGAACAAAACCCAACUUCUUUUUUGAAAGAGAAGUCCCACCACAAGCCUAAGGCAGCUGAAGGUCUCCACCAAGCCAGUCACAAGAGCAUAGACAAGACAGAGGUGUGCCCCUGGGAGAGCCACAGUCAAUCCCUUUUGGAAGAUGAGAAUCGUCUGAUUUCUAAGACUCCAGUUCUCCCAGGGAGAGCCAGAGAGGAGAAUGGAAGCCAGGUCUACACAACCAAUCCGUGUGCUGGGCAAUAUGAAGAACUGCCCCCCAAAGCCGUAGCAUCAAAAGCAGAGAAUGAAAAUCUCAACCAAAUGGGAAACCAGGAGAAACAGACAUCUUCCUCUGUGGAUAUCUUUCCUGGCUCCUGUAACUCAAGUAAUAACUCCCACCAACCCUUAGCAUCACGAGCUGAAGUGUGUCCCUGGGAGUUCGAGCCCCUAGAACAACCAAAUGUUGAAAGAAGCGUAGCUUUACCUGCCUCCUCCACUUUAAGUGCAAAUAAGAUACAGGGGCCUCGGAAAUAGGAGAUCCAGGACACUUGCAAAGUGUACCACCCUGGGAAGAAAGGGGUAAUCCUGAGUUUGAUAAAAAUAGAUCUGAAAAUCAAGUUACCAAGGAAUCUUUGUUAGCCUAGGGAGACAUGGCACAUGGUGCGGAAAGGUGAAAGCAAGGACCGGAGAAGGACCAGAAAAAGGCUGUUAUGCAUUAUAAUAAGGAAGUCUGAAUCCUCCAUGAAAAGCCAAAUCAACACUAGGGGACGCUUAGCAUAUCCGCCUGUUUAAGGGACAUUGUUCUAUCCAUCUUUACACAUGGGAUUGAAUGGUCCCAAGCAAGAUUCACCAGGAGGCAUGGAAGACAGAGGCACGGAAAAACUUAGAUACAUGUGACUGUAAUUCUAAGUAGCCAUCUGAAAAGACCCUCAUUACCUAUUUAACCUUGGUAGCACUAACUAAAUGCACCCCAAUACCUUUUAUAUACACGAUUGCUCUCAUUUUCUUAAAAUCUAUGUUUCAGUACAUUGUUGUGUCUCAUAUUCAAGCAUUCCAAAUUGUAUAAUUUUUGCAAAAUAACUUUGAUAUUAUGUGACACAACACAUUUAUGCAAUCUGCAGCUACUCAAUUGUCAUUGCAACCUACCAAAUACCUGCAAUCAUCUACCAAGUGUGGUUGAUUCUUGGAGUACAGUAAGCUUUCUCUGGCUUAGGAAGCCAUAACUGUUAUGAUGAAAACUUUUAGUUUGGGCUGUGGUUUAUAUAGUGAAGUUGGGUUUGACUCUUUUGUUUCCCAUCAUGGCUUGUUGUAAUGUCUUAAUUUUUCUUUUAAAUAUGAGUUGAGUUUCUUGUUCUAUACUUCUUGUAGGGACUCUGAAGCUUUAUUAAUCUUGGAAAUGAAGUGGUCCUGCUUAGUCAUAUGUCUCAGUAAGUUAAGGACAACUUAUCCAUUGUUUGUUCCAAAUCAGAGCUAGAUCACCCCAUGCAUCAUCCUGCUUAACUCUUUCAGUACUUCACAUUAGCAUUUCUUAAGGAGGAAGCUGAACGAGGAAACUAUGCUGUGCAUUGUUACCAACAGAAGAAGUCAACUCUAGGAACGCCUUGAGAAUGAGAGCAUACUGCAGGUCUAGGAAUUUGCCUUUCAUGACAAAUACAGAAAGGUAGCUCCUAAUAGCACUUUCAAGGGAUUAUUUUUAUAAAGAGAAAAAUUAAUGAUAGCAUUGAGAUCAUUGUAUGGAUAUAUUUUUAUUAUGCAUACUGAAAAUAUGAUAUUUUAAAUUACCGUAAACUAUUUAUUCUCAUAAACUUUUAUUCAUUGCUUCACCUGGGCACAGAACUAGCUGGGCUCAAAUCCCAAAGAGAUUUUAUAAUUUGAUUUACCCAAAACCCAUAGGUGGUAUGGGUUCUUUAUGAUCCCCAGUACCAGAACUUACAAGUCCUUCAAACUGUCCUUGCAAGCCACCUAGCUCAAAAUGCAAAGCCUAAGACUGGUCUGCAGAUAUCAAAGCAUAUCUUAGAGAACUUGCUGCAUUCCCUGCUUAUCUCUAGCAUGAACAUCCUGAUUUGCUGACCUAGCUCAGCAGGAUUGUGGUCUUGAAAUGAGACUCUACAAUCCCGGCACAUUUUAUUUAAAGACGAAUCACUUAAAACCAGAGCCCAGGCUUGAUUUUCUCCCAUGAUGAACACUGAACAACCACUUAUGUGACCAAGACAUUUCCAGCCGAAGGAACUGUUUUACCUUUGGUGAGCAAGAAGGAGAAUUUGCUAGGAGGAUGUAGGAGGGGGAGAAGGAGUCAGAAGGUAGAUACAAGGCUGUGUUUAUGCUUUGUACCUAUCAUCCAACUUUUCUCAGUGUUUAUUUUUGUAUUCAAGAGUAAGCAAGCACUUGCAGAAUUGGCAGAGCUGGGUCCACUCAUUUGCUUGCUUCAUUCACUACUCAGGUUGGUGGGGUAGGUUUGGAAAGCUAUAGAGGUUUUAUUGUUAACUGCUGCCUUCAUUGGUCCCUAUCAUCCCCACCUUUCCAGUUAAGGCCUAUCUUCUCUGUGACUUUAGAAUCCUGUUUUGAGGAGCAUCUGUGAAUGCAGCUUAGAGUUUGUAGACUCACAUCCUUGUUUCACUUGUGUCUGAGAUCUGUUAGCACUAGAUUUGCCUCUGAGAAUUAAGCAGGCAACUGUCACUGACUUUCAUUGCACUUCAGGGUGACCCUGCUUGACAUGUGGCUCACAGAAGAUUUGCCAAAUUAUACCAUAGUGACAGUCUGCUCUUCCCCAUAGAUUAUUCUCCACCAUCACAAAUCAGCACAAAUGUCUAGGGUAUUUCCUAGAGCUUCAUUUUCAUUACUCAUCACCAAAAGAAAUUGAACUCUGUCAUUCUGGAAGCUCUUUUCCCAGGCUGAGAACAAUAGAAAGUGCAUACAGUGUGAAGGUCUCACAAACAUUUGCUAGGUUGUCCUUUCAGUGCAUGUGCAGGCUGCACCCUGUCAUUGUUUUAAGCCAGGGUUU
Messenger RNA from Arvicanthis niloticus (Nile rat), 4966 nucleotides. NCBI's taxonomy places the organism in Eukaryota, Metazoa, Chordata, Mammalia, Rodentia, Muridae. The record is from RefSeq and is a predicted model, not a curated record.